Molecule: messenger RNA, 1107 nt
Organism: Nerophis lumbriciformis (worm pipefish)
Lineage: Eukaryota; Metazoa; Chordata; Actinopteri; Syngnathiformes; Syngnathidae
Source: RefSeq, a predicted model, not a curated record
AUGGCGACAGCGGCGGUGUCAGCCCCGGUCGGUGGCCCCAACCCCGGCCCGGGCACCGAGUUGGUGCGCGGGCAGGCGUUCGACGUUGGGCCUCGCUACAGCAACCUUUCGUACAUCGGUGAAGGAGCCUACGGGAUGGUGUGCUCGGCGUACGACCGUGACAACAAACUCCGCGUGGCCAUCAAGAAGAUCAGCCCUUUCGAGCACCAGACGUACUGCCAGCGCACGCUGCGCGAGAUCAAGAUCCUGCUGCGCUUCAAGCAUGAGAACAUCAUCGGAAUCAACGACAUCAUACGCACGCCCACCAUUGACCAGAUGAAAGACGUUUAUAUCGUUCAGGAUCUGAUGGAAACCGACCUGUACAAGCUGCUGAAAACCCAGCACUUGAGCAACGACCACAUCUGCUACUUCCUCUACCAGAUCUUACGUGGUCUCAAGUACAUUCACUCGGCCAACGUGCUGCACCGCGACCUCAAGCCGUCCAACCUCCUGCUCAACACCACCUGCGAUCUCAAGAUCUGCGACUUUGGCCUGGCCCGCGUGGCCGACCCGGACCACGACCACACCGGCUUCCUAACGGAGUAUGUGGCCACGCGUUGGUAUCGAGCACCAGAGAUCAUGCUCAACUCCAAGGGCUACACCAAGUCCAUAGACAUCUGGUCAGUGGGCUGCAUCCUGGCUGAGAUGUUGUCUAACCGACCCAUAUUUCCCGGGAAACAUUACCUGGAUCAACUCAACCACAUUCUGGGUAUCCUGGGUUCCCCUUCUCAGGAGGACCUAAACUGCAUCAUCAACAUCAAAGCCAGGAAUUAUUUACUGUCUCUGCCGCUGCGCUGCAAAGUACCCUGGAACCGUCUCUUUCCUAACGCUGAUGCCAAAGCAUUGGAUCUGUUGGACAAAAUGCUCACCUUCAACCCCCACAAGAGGAUCGAAGUGGAGGAGGCCCUCGCGCAUCCCUACUUGGAGCAAUAUUACGACCCCACCGAUGAGCCCGUCGCUGAGGCGCCGUUCAAGUUCGACAUGGAGCUAGACGACCUCCCAAAGGAGACGCUGAAAGAGUUGAUCUUUGAGGAGACGGCACGCUUCCAGCCAGGGUUCCGAUCCUAA